Messenger RNA from Aureococcus anophagefferens, 3153 nucleotides. RefSeq lists its product as hypothetical. Lineage: Eukaryota; Pelagophyceae; Pelagomonadales; Pelagomonadaceae. The transcript is spliced from 7 exons. The coding region runs from base 1 to 3153 and encodes 1050 amino acids. Gene Ontology annotation, biological process: metal ion transport. The record is from RefSeq and is a predicted model, not a curated record. Gene Ontology annotation, cellular component: membrane; mitochondrion. Gene Ontology annotation, molecular function: metal ion transmembrane transporter activity.
AUGGAGUGCCUCGACGACCACGUCGCCAAGCACGUGCCCGACGACGACGUGCACCACCACGUCGCGGAGCCGUCGCCGAGCCGCGCGAACUCGCUGACGCGCGGCGGCUCGAACCGCGGGUCGACGGCCUUCACCUGCAUGUCGCCCACGAGCGCCAAGGCCAUGAUCGACGUCGCCAAGGAGGCGUCGGAGUCGCGCGACGGCGCCGUCGACGCCGGCGCGGCCGCCGCGGCCGCGGCGAAGGCGGACGCGCCGCCGUCGCCCGAGGAGGAGCCCAAGGCGGAGCCGCCGGCGCCGCCGCCCGUGCCCAUCGAGGGCCUCGAGUACGAGGAGCCCCCCGUCGAGGCGCCGGGCCUGACCAUCGCCCCGCCGGCCGCGGACGAGAGCGAGGACCCGCGGGGGCCCGCGAAGGCCGCGGCGCCCGAGGAGCCGCCCCCGGAGACGCCGCCGUACCCGCUGGCCGCCGGCGACGACGACGACCCCUGGGAGGAGAAGUUCGACGAGCACUCCGGCCUGCCCUACUUCGUGCACCGCCUCGGCACGGAGGACGCGUACGCGGAGGCGCCCGACGGCGCGCCCCUCGACGACCUCGACGACCUCGGGUCCGAGGAGAGCGUCUACGAGACGACGACGGAGAACAACCCCGGCGCCUGGGGGACCGUCGUCGACUCGAAGCCCGACGAGGAGGGCGAGGACGGCAUGGCGUCCAUGCUCGGCGCGAUGAUGGCGCGCGACGACGACGCGGAGACGGUCGGGUCCGAGGAGAGCGUCUACGAGCACACGACGGAGAGCAACCCGGGCAUGUGGGGGACCGUCGUCGACUCGAAGCCCGACGAGGAGGGCGACGACGGGAUGGCCAAGGCCGGCGCCGACUACGCGCUCACGCUGCUCUGGGCGCUGGUGUUGGCGUCCUUCGUCGCCUACGCGCUCCAGGAGGGCGCCGCGCGGCUGAGCCUGCUGGGCCGCACGACGCUCGGCCGGGCCAUGCGCACCAUGUGGGGCGGCGGCGCGGACGCGACGCCCGGUGGCUGCUACGCCGUCGCGGCCGGCGUGCUCCUCGGCAACACGGCCUACCAGGCGAACAACUUCGUCGGCGCCGCCGAGGCGCUGUACGCGCUGGGCGCGCCGCGGUCGGACCCGGGCGUGCGGUUCUUGAUGCACCUGGCCUGCGGCCUCGCGGUGCUCGGCACGCUCUUUUUCGCGGACGUCGACCGCGUCUCCGCGGGCCUCGGCGUCGUGUCCGUGCUCAUGAUCGUUACGUUUGCCUUCGCUUUGAGCCAGCUGGGCCUCGACGGCGGCGAGCUCGUGCUGGGGCUGCUGCCGUCGAAGCCGCCCCGGGGGUCGGGCAUCGUCGCGGUUUCCAUGGUCGCGACGACGGCGAUCCCCUUCAACGCUUUUUUAGCGUCCUGCGCGGCCAAGCCCCCGGACGCCGGCGGGUCCCUGGGCGCCGCGGUGUCGGGCAUGCGGCGCGGCGUCACGCUGGCGACGGCGAUCGCGCUGGUUUUAUCGGUGCUCAUCGUCGCGACGGGCGCGGGCGUCGCGCGCCACGUCGACGACGACGGCGCCUUCUCCGUCGAGAGCCUCGUGGACGCGCUGCGCGCCGCCGAGGGCGGCUUCGCCGUGGCCUGCUUCGGGCUCGGCCUGUACGCGGCGGCGUUCUCGAGCGCGCUGACCGUCGCGCUCGGCGCGGCGCUCUGCUGCGCGUCGUUGCUCGCGCACGACGACGACGACCGGCGGUGGCGCCAGCCCGACGGGCCCUACACGCGCGGGGUCAUCGUCUUCGUCGUUUUGGUCGCCGUCGUCGUCGGGUCGUCGGGCGCGUCGACGGUGGGCGUCGUGCUCAUGGCGCAGGUCAUCAACGGCGUGCUGCUACCAGUCGUCGCGCUGUGUUUGGUGCUCUGCUACAACGACCCGGCCGUGCUCCGCGCGCCGCCGCCGGCCUUCCGCAACGCGUCCCAGGUCGCGUGCUUCUCCGCGACGGCGUUCCUCGCGACGAACGGCCUCCUGUCGAAGAUUUUGAGCGACGACGCGAGCCUGGACGCGGCGUUCGUGAUGGCGUUCCUCGCGACGGCCGCGGUCUGCGUCGUGCUGCGGCGCAUGCGGGCCGCGCCGCGGGCCAGCGAGGUCGAGAUGCGGCCGUCGGCGCCGUCGCGGGCGCCGGAGUCGCCGUCGACGGCGAACCCGCUCCGCGUGCGCACGGACUCCGACUCCGACGACGACCCGCAGCGGCGGCCCUCCGCGGAGACGCUCGAGCCCAUGACGCCCCACGAGGCGUCCCGGAUCUCCUCGGUCUUCCUCGAGGACGACGAGGACGACUUGCUCCCCGGCAGCGGCUCCGGGUCCGUGCCGCAGCCCUGGACGGACAGCGACAGCCUCGUCGGCCGCCGGCGGCCGUGGAGCGCGGCGUCGUGGCGGAGCCGCUCCUCGAGGUCGAGCGCGAGCGCGAAGAGGAUCCAGAAGCGGCGCGUGUCGUUCGUCUUCAGGGGCGCGUCCGUCUUCGGGUGCGUCGCGAAGACCCAGGACCCGCCCUUCAAUCGAGGAAACGAGAAGCCGUCGCCGUCCGUGCGGCAGAGGUCGCUCAUGCGCGCGUGCGUCGUCCAGGACGUCACCGACGCCGACGCGGGCGGCUUCGCCGCGACGGCCGCGGCGUCGACGCCGCGGCACUUGGCGCGCGUCUUCUCGUCCUUCGCGACUUUGAAGUGGUCCGCGCAGGCGCCGCGGCCGCCGCGCGCGGCCACGUUCCGGCGAGUGGCGAAGCUCAGCGACGAGGUCGAGGACGCCGUGGAGAAGGGCGGCGUCGAGGGUGGCCUCUUCUCCAUCUUCAAGUCCGACGGCGACGGCGAGUCCAAGGGCGCCGACGCCAAGGCCCUCCUCGCGAAGUACGGCGCCGCCUACCUCGCCACGUCCAUCUCCCUCGCGCUCGUGUCCUUCUCGAUCUGCUACCUGCUCAUCGACAGCGGCGUCGACGCGGCCGCGCUGCUGGCCCGGGUCGGCAUCGACGCGACGGCGGCGACGGAGAAGGGCACGACCAUCGCCAUCGCCUACGCGGUCCACAAGGCCGCGAGCCCCAUCCGCUUCCCGCCGACCGUCGCGCUGACGCCCGUCGUCGCGAAGCUGCUCAAGGGCGACGCCGCGGACGACGACGACGAGUAG